Vicia villosa (hairy vetch) is the source of this 948-nucleotide messenger RNA. RefSeq names its product ubiquitin carboxyl-terminal hydrolase 3. Gene Ontology annotation, molecular function: cysteine-type deubiquitinase activity. The coding region runs from base 65 to 751 and encodes 228 amino acids. The record is from RefSeq and is a predicted model, not a curated record. The transcript is spliced from 9 exons. Gene Ontology annotation, cellular component: cytoplasm. Gene Ontology annotation, biological process: ubiquitin-dependent protein catabolic process; protein deubiquitination. NCBI's taxonomy places the organism in Eukaryota, Viridiplantae, Streptophyta, Magnoliopsida, Fabales, Fabaceae.
GCGUUUCAAGCAUUAAGCAUUAAAAACAAAGUUGAGUAGAAAGUAAAAAGAAAAGAAUCGCACAAUGGCUACUGCUUCUUCAAAAAGAUGGCUUCCUCUCGAAGCUAACCCUGAUGUCAUGAACCAGUUCCUUUCUGGUCUUGGUCUUCCAGAGGAUCAAGCUGGGUGCUAUGAUGUUUAUGGAUUGGAUGAAGAGCUUUUGGAAAUGGUUCCGAAACCAGUUCUUGCUGUGCUUUUUCUUUACCCUCUCACCGCCAAGUCUGAAGAAGAGAGGUUGCAACAGAAUAAAGAAAAAAAGGAAUAUAACAAGAAAGUGUAUUUUAUGAAUCAAACUGUGGGUAAUGCUUGUGGUACAAUAGGGCUUCUUCAUGCUCUUGGAAACAUAACUUCUGAAAUCAAGUUCGUUGAGGAGUCGUUCUUUGAUAAGUUCUUCAAAUCUACUGCAAACUUGGACCCAAUGCAGCGUGCUUUGUUUCUUGAGAAUGACUCAGAGAUGGAGGUGGCUCAUUCUGUAGCAGCUACUGCUGGUGAUACAGAGGCAUCAGAUAAUGUGGAUACUCAUUUCAUCUGCUUUGCUUGUGUGGACGGUGAACUUUAUGAGCUUGAUGGAAGAAAGUCAGCACCGAUAUCACACGGUCCGUCCUCACCAAGUACUUUGUUGAAGGAUGCUGCUAAAGCCAUUCAGAGCAUGAUUCAGAAGAAUCCAGAUUCUCUCAACUUCAAUGUCAUUGCAAUAUCAAAGAAAGAGUGAUGGAUAUUAAGGCAAUCUCACUUUGUGUUUUUUAGGGUUAAUUUUGAUUGUCAAGUAACUUCUUGAAGGUAUCUGUAGUAUCUCCAGGCACUCAUGCAGCUCUUUAUUCACUUUAUAUGUGUGCAUGGUUAGGCUUUUAGUUACAUUCAGAGAUCUUGUAAACUUUUGAGCCUCUUCAAUUCAAACGUCUUCUAACA